Messenger RNA from Clunio marinus, 7072 nucleotides. NCBI's taxonomy places the organism in Eukaryota, Metazoa, Arthropoda, Insecta, Diptera, Chironomidae. The record is from the annotation of a GenBank genome assembly.
UUGAAGUGCUUACAGUGAUAAAUGGUGGAAGAAAAACUUCAGUGAAAUUAAAAAAAAAAGUGAAUUAUUAAGAUAAAAGCAAAAAGAAAAUGUUCUAAGAGAAAUCGAUAUAUGAUAACUCAAAUAUUUGUGAACACUUAAAAAGCAUAACGUGAUGAACUAAUAAAUAACAUACAAUGUGAUGAAAUUUAUGUUUAAACGUUGUGGUUAUAUUGAAAUAUAAUAAAUAAAUAUAUAUUUGUUGUAAAUGUGAUAAUAAUUUGGGUUGUCUAUAAACCUAAAAAAAAAGUUAAAGACAAUUUGAUAACUAAGAGAAAAGAAAAAAAAAUUAAUUUAGAUAUUUCAUGUAAAGAGAUUUAAAGUUUAAAUUCUACAUAUGUAAAACGAAGUCUGAGAUAGAACUUAUCGGUUCUAGUCAAAAAUUGGCUUAUCUACUAUAAAUUAAUCAAAUUAAGAGAAUAUAUUACGAAAGUCGAAGAAUGAGUUCCGCCGUGUCUUCAACAAAUGUUCCAAGCACACCGAUUCUUGUUACUACACCAUCAAACGAUACAAAGCCAUCAUUUAAUGAUCAUAAGCGAGACGAUUCCAAUGAUGAUGAUCAGCGACACUUGAAUAAACAAAACUCGAACAAAACUUAUACUCGUGGUAACAGUAAUAAGAGCAAACAACUGACAAGAAGUCACGCAAUGAAGGAAUCUGCAUCACCUCCACGCACACCGAACUCUCAUUCACCCAACGAUAUGAAGUCUCAUUCACCAACGGCCCCGACGCUUGUUACAACAUCAUCAGAAAAUAUAAAUCUUGAAUCUCCAUCCUCACAGUUACUUACAGCACCGCCGACAUUCAUCUUGCCACAAUCAGAGUCAGUCGGUGGAAAAAGUCAGUUGGACAUAGAAUUUCCCAAGCUCACGCCGCCAAAGACAAAAGUUGGAUGGAGUUCAUCACCGCCAGGUUCGCGCAAUCAUAAUCGUAAAUCGGUUUCAUCAGACACAUCGUCCAAUAAUAAUUCCCUAAGCGAGGAUAUUAGCGAAUCUCAAAUUAAUGAUAAGACAAGUCAGCAACAGCAAAAAACAGGAUCUCAAAUAAUCUCUACUUCGACUGCAAGCAAUCAGUCGUCACAUUACAGCAGUGACAAAAAAUCGCCACAACAAAUCGAUAACGAAUGCGAACAAAGUUCAGUUGCUUCACUUGAAUUUAAUAAGCAAGAAGAGCGUGAACGUGUGAUAAUUUCACCAUCGAGAGCCCAAUGUCGUAGCCCAAAUUAUCAUCAUCAACAACAACAACAGCAAAAUGACAACAAUAAUAAUAAUGGAUCAAAAUCAACAACAAAUUCAGUUGUCGCUUCUUAUAUCAACGUCAAAGGAAAGCCACCUUUAAAGAAUAUGGGCUCGUCAUCAUCAUGUGAAGGUGGCAACACAUCAUCGGGCUUUAUUUCGCGUGAUAGUUCAAGCGAACAGUUUGUUGAUCAAAAUGGAAUCGAUUUGGUUCAGUUCUUCAAGGAAACAUUAAAUAAGAAUGUAAAAGAUCGUAAUAUGUUAAUGAAAAUUGAACGAGAUUUGACACAAUUGGCUGUGGAUCAAACGGGUCGUACUUUCAUCAAAUUUCCGCCUAUGUCUUCCUAUAAUCGGAUGUUGGUGCACAGGACAGCAGCUUACUUUGGAAUGGAUCAUAAUUUCGAUUCCGCACAAUUAUGUGUGAUUGCAUCGAUAACGAAAGAAACAAGACUUCCUGAUAUACGCUUUAAAACUCUCAUUCGCGAUACGUUCAGUGAAGAACCACGUAAGUCGAUCUUAAAACGUGAAGCUCACAGCUUCGAAGACUAUCGUCAAGGUGGUCUUCUCUCAGUUCAUCGUGGCAUUUUAAAUCGCAAAGCAAAAAGCUUUGAAGAACGUGAUGAGGAAUACGAUAAGGUAAGACGUCGUAUAUUCCGUAAUCGUGAAGUAUUCGGUGGUUAUGAAUCGGUUGAUGAACAGGAAUGGCAAUGGAUGCAACAGGAACGAAAUGAUACUGGCGGUGAUCUUUCGACUAAACUUAAAGUUCCAAAUCGUAUGAUAAAAGUUCAUGCUUCGUCAAUGGAAGGACGUUAUGGUGAAAGAAAUCCAUCAGUUUCGAAAUCACAUAGCUUUGGAGGUUAUGGUGGACCAAACAACAAUACAUUGAUGAGAGAUGAUUCGAUUUCAUCUAACAAAAGUACUGGAUCAAAGAUUCAUAAACAAGAUUCAUCAGCAAGUACAACAUGGAGAUUAUCACCAUCAAGCAGCGGCUACAAGACCCAAUCAUUGCGUUCAGAUUCUGUUACGCCAUCGCCAACUGGUUAUGGAAGCGAUACACCUGAACCACCAUCACAAUCACCCGAUAGAGGUGUGGUAUGGGCUGUGACUGACCUCGCGAGUGUGCCAAAGGGCAGCUUAAUUAUCGAUCCUCAUACACUUCAACCGAUUUUAAAUCAAGAUGGUUCUUUAUAUCAUUUUGAUCCUUCAAAUCCACCAACGAAAGCUGGCCGUUAUGGAAAUUCAGGAAAUUCACGUAAGAAACCCGACCGUCAGAGGUCGUUAAACAAUGCUGGGAAGCCUAAUUAUAGAGAUAGCACCGAUACUAACAACAUUAACACAAGUGGAACGUCUGAAUCUGAUAAAUCUGUUGUUUUGAUAUCUAACAAACCAAUUUCAAAAGUAAACACUUCUGAUUUUGAUGAUCAAACAGAUACAAUGCCGAUAGAAGCGCCCAAACCGUGUGAAAAUUCUGACGAUACCAGCACAACCAAAGAAGUUGAUUCUUGUGAAAGCAACUCUAGUCAAAUCGAUGUGAAAUCACAGUCGAGCUAUCUUAAUACAACAGAAGAAACGUCACCAAAGCAGAAGAAUCAGUCAACAAGUCCAAAUCUACCUUUGAACGAAAAAGUUAUAAACGAAGAAGAGGAAUCUGUCACGCCAACGUCAAGCAUCCAAGCUAUUGAAGAAAUUGGAAAUGAAGAUGAUGCGAAGAAAGAUGAUGUCAUUUCAACGUCCGCAACAGCAACACCUCCCGUCCAAGAGAUCAGAUAUCAAUCGAAUCCCUACGUCAACACAACAAAUCCUGCGGUUACUCCAACAUUAUCUGUGAUGGGAUAUGCGCCACCACCAGUACCAUUUUCAGCUCCAGUUGAUCCAGCUGGAACAAUUUAUCAUACUGGGGAAAAUGAGGUGGCAAACUGUUGGGUUCCAAUAUUUGAUCAAGGUGCUUUACAAUCGCGUGAUCCAAACAUGACAACAGUUAUGCCUGUGAGUUAUCAACCGACCCCAGCAUCGCCUUACAGUGGACCGACGACUUUAUAUCAAAGUCCGGUUGUUUAUUCAGCUGAUCAAUUUCCUAAUCAACCAGCUAUUGCUGGUCAGUAUCCAAUGAGUUAUCCGAUGGGAUAUGCUACGUAUCCAGUUAAUGGUGCUCCAUAUCAAAACUUUUGGCCUCAACCAAUGACAUACUUUUUACCACAACCAACGGCAACACCUACGCCUGUUCUUGUUCCACCUGGCGCUCCACCAACUUCAAUACAAUCGACCCCUUCCGUUAACAGUCACAAUCCAAGUACAAAUUCAGGUGCAUCGGGAAGACGAAGUUCACCACCAUCGGCUCAUAAUAAUAAUACUAACAAUAACAGUAACACUACCAACAGCACAUCAACUCCAGGCUUAUCUUCGAUACAUACAACGGCUGUUCCAUUGCAGACUUUUCCUUCAAGUGUUCCUUUAUCAUUAGCCACAACAGACAACAAUAGUGGUUCGGGUCCUCAGGCAUUAUAUGCGAUACCACCUUCGGUCUAUCCAAAUGUCCUUCCAUAUGGCACACAACCUGCUGCUGGCUUUUAUCAACCAUUGCCCCAUCAUCCUCCAGCUAACACAACAAUCAUCAGUUCUGUUAUUCCCCAUUCAAAUGCUCAUCCUACGGGUCUACCAUCAACGCCACAUACAUUUCAAUCUAAUGUCGGACAUGUACAAGGCGCUGAAGUUUUAACUCAUUUCCCAUUCAAUCAACCACCGCAAAAUAUGAGCAUCAAUAAUGUCAAUAUGAAUAGCAAUGUGGCGACAACAUCAACGCCACAAUCAGCUCCAAGUACACCUUUAUCAUUGACGACAGUUCAACCGAGUUUUAAGAAUCCUCCAUUAUUCGCAACACCGCCAAUUAUAGCAACGUCAACAAUUCCGGCUUCAGUGCAUAUUGCACAUUAUGAUGACAGUAAGAAGCAACAUUAUAGUGGCAGUGGAUAUGCAACAAAAAAGUACAACAAUUCUGGAGGAAUUCUUAAUACGCCAACAUUACCACCUCCACCGAAUAAUUCGAUUGUUGUAAAGACUCAAAGCUCAAAUGGAAAUCAAAGGCAAUCGAUUGGAAGUGGUUAUCAAUCGGGAAUGCAAGGAAAGAAAAAUGUAAAUUAUAAUGGUGGAAACAAUAUCAAUAAUAAUAAUAAUAAUAAUAGUAGUAAUAAUAAUAAUAAUAAUUCUACAAGUAGUCAUACAAAUAGCGAGGAUACAAAUAGUUUAAGCAAUAGUAAUAUGAGUAGCAAUUACAAUAGCAAUCGAGUAAAAAAUUCAUCAAAUCGUGAUCAAACAUCAGCUGGUUCAUCGACAGUAAGCAGUGGUGGUGUUGGUGGUGGCAGUGGUUAUCAGACAAAGUCGACUUACGUUUCAAAAGGACAUCAUCAACAUCAAAAUAAUUAUUCAGCGAACAAUAACGGAAGCAACAGUAACAGUCCAAAUUCAAAUGAUAAUUCGGAAGGUAAUAAGUAUGUGUCACAACCACAGCAGCAACAGCAUCGUGGACCAUCACGACCAGUUCCACCAAGCUUGGAUUUAAAGCGUAACAAUAAUAAUAACAACACGAAUGUUGUGACGAAUAGUUAUCAUCAUCACCAUCAGCGCAGUACGCCAAGCACAAAUUCCACUGAAAGUAAUAAUUCUCCCAACAGUAUUACAUCAUUCGAUCAUUCACGCAACUAUCACUACUCACAAUAUCCAUCAACAUCAGGCGGAACGCAUUUCUAUCGUGGUGGAAGUGCUGGCGCUAUAAGCGCAAUAAGCGCAGGUAUGCAAAUGAAUUCAAAUCCUAAUAAUACAUCGGGAGAUGGAACAUCGAUUCAAACAUGCUUUCCAUUCAAUGUUCACUCACAAAAUACAGGAGCAUCGUCGACACCUUUGAUAGACUCGUGUCAUCAUCAACUCAUCGGUUACAACACAAAUCCAAUGGCAACAGGAAUGUAUGUGAAGUUUGGACAAGCAUUUACGUUCGCAAAUCCAAUGCCGAAUAAUCGAAAAUCGCCAUCAAACGAUAUUCGUCAACCAUUAGCACCACUCGCUGGUGUUUAUUCAACUAUGAAUAUGGUGCUGCCUGGAGGACCUCGUCAAAUGAACCCACGUUCGAUGCAUAACAAUCAUAAUUAUAAAGGAAACCGUACACAGAGAUAAAAGAUGAAUUGAGAUUGAUUAUUGAUUGUUGAUUGAUGAAUGAUGAGGAAGUAGUAUCGACAGACAUAAUAAUUGCUAUCACUCCAUCAUAUUCUAAAAAAAGAAAGAAGAAAAGUCAUCAAAAAAAAGAAGAAAAAAAACAUCCGAAAGAAAACUUUAUUAAUUGAUUUACUUUUAAUGUGUUGCCAAAAAAAAAAGAAAAAAGCAGAAAGAAAAAGAAAAGAAAAAUUAUUUGAGGUAAAAAAAAGAGAGAUAAAAGUUUUCCUUAGAUGGAAAUAUUUUUGAAUCUUCUGGUUAUAUUUCUAAGUCAUUUCAAAUGAUGAAGUUAUUUAUGUUGCGAAAGUUGAGUUAGUGAUAUGAGAUUUUAAAUAAUUGAUUAAUUCAAGUUUAAAUCUCGUGAUGAUUCAAGCACAUCAAUGAACGACAACAUAGUAAGCUUCUCUUUGAAAUGUUUCAUUAUAUUAUAGUCUAGCAGAUGCCAUCAUAAGAAAAGAAAUCUUCAGUUAAACAUGACAUGAUCAACAGAUGAAGAAGUUAAAAAAGAAAUCUUUAAGAAUACAUAUUUAUAGGAACAAAAAAAAAGAAAAUAAUAAAAAAAAGGAAUCAGAGAUGACUUAUGCUAAAGCUAAGAAGUUUUAAGUGUGUAUCUAAUACAGACAUACAAUAUUAUAAAUCAUUAAGUUUCUACAAAUCUCUUAAAAAGUAAAAAAAAAAGUCAGAUAUUUAAGAAAAUAUAUUUACUCUGUUUUUUUUUUCUUUUUCAACAUUUUAUCCUUACAAUUGUUUCGAUUAAUCUAUCUCAUCUCAUUCAUUACUUAAUUACUUAAUUAAAAAUUAAAACAACUCUCUCAGAUUUCAGACAUGUUAGUUUUGUCCUUUUUCUCUUAUUGAAGUAAUAAAAAAAUAAAGGUAAAGCUAUUUCUGAACAUUGUUUAUUGUUUAAUUAAAUCUUUUUCUUUAUGAUUUCUUUUUCUUGUCUUUGCACUUUUUAUCUCACUAUUUGAAUUUUGAAAACUUUACACAAAAUCUUUCUCUAAAUCAGGAAUUGAGACUGAACAAUUUUCGUUUACAUUGGUAGUUUCCAGGUUGCCACUUUAAAAGUUCGAUUUACAUUCAAAUAGAUGGAACGCUUAAUGUCACAAAUAAAAAUUCAAUUUUGAAUGUGAUAUCUGAUUGUAAUUUUAUUAUUCAUCAAUUCACAGUUAAAAUGGAAAACUUCAACAAUAAAAAAGUUAUUUAUUUGAAGCAUAAGUUGAAUGUUUUGAAAGAUUUAGAAGGCUUUCAAAUUCAUUUUAAAUUUUGAUCUUGUCCCAGUUUUUUUAUGUUCUUUAAUUAGGUAUCUAAAGAUUUCCUAAUCGUUUGUUGUAAAGUUUCUGUUUUCAUGGAAUGUUGCGAGAUAUUAAAUGAGAUGGCGAGGAGUUUAAGAGAGAAUGAAUAUUUAAUUAGCUGAAAAGGAUGCGAAAUUGCUUUUAAAAUUAAAAGAAAAAAGUUAUUAUAAAAAAGAAAUGAUGGAAAACUUCUCAUGAAUUUUCAUUUCUACUGAAUUUUCAAUUUCUUUUCAGAUUUUUUCCUACUGAAGUGUUUAAUUUUCAAACAUUUAAAUAAAGUUUCCUACGAAACAAACUAAUACUGAA